Molecule: messenger RNA, 4536 nt
Organism: Aspergillus tubingensis
Lineage: Eukaryota; Fungi; Ascomycota; Eurotiomycetes; Eurotiales; Aspergillaceae
Product: putative ABC multidrug transporter
Exons: 3
Coding region: 1-4536 (1511 amino acids)
Biological process (GO): transmembrane transport
Cellular component (GO): membrane
Molecular function (GO): ATP hydrolysis activity; ATP binding; ABC-type transporter activity
Source: RefSeq, a predicted model, not a curated record
AUGCCCUUCACUAAUGGGGAGGGCAAUAUGCUCCACUUCGACCAAAAGCAAUUUGACUUCAACCUUCAAUUCGAGACUCUCUUUUUCUCGAUUAUUCCUUCCAUCUUGUUUAUUCCAUCAUCGCUAUGGCGAACUCUAGCAGGGAUACGCAGGCCCGUCGUGGUUAAUGCGCCCGUCUUGCAGUUCAUCAAAAUAGGGACCAUCGUAAUCUACGCUGGCUUAGAACUUGCUCUCCUCAUUCUCGCCGCAGUCGGCUCCUUUCACAUUAGCCGCAUGUUUAUCGCUUCUUCCGUUCUCCAGCUGCUAUCAGCCCUGUUCAUGCUGACAGUGAGUAUGGUGGACCACAGCCGCAGUCCUAGACCCUCCAUGCUGCUGAACAGCUACUUGUUUCUUACUCUACUCCUGGACAUUGCCCGGGCAAGGACUCUAUUCCUGUCGUCAGACUACAUUUCCGAGGUCGCAUAUAGUAAUUUAUUCUGUGCAUCGGUCGGGCUGAAGACCGCCAUCUUGGUGCUAGAGGCCUGCCAGAAGGCAAAAUGGGUGGUCUGGGAUGCAACGAAACACAGCCCCGAGGAGACGAGUGGGAUAUUCUCCCUAGGUAUUUUCUUCUGGCUGAACAAGCUCUUCUUGGCUGGGUAUAAACAUACCUUCACCAUUGAAAGCCUCUACCCCCUUGACAGUACCUUUGACGCACAAGCCCUGCAUGAGGAAUUCGCGAGAAAAAUGGACUAUACCAAGCUAAAGGGGGAUAAAUUCGGCCUUCUGAAGGUGCUAGUACGUACAUUGUGGGUGCAACUACUCCUUCCUAUUCCUCCGAGGGCGGCUUUGAUUGCGUUCUACAUCUGCCAACCUCUAUUCAUCGAAAGCCUCGUCACGUAUUUGUCUCAAUCGGAGCCCGGUCCAAAUGUGGGAUAUGGGCUCAUCGGCGCUGCCAUACUCAUCUAUUCCGGGAUUGCCAUCUCGUACGGCUUGUACUGGUACUGCCACCAUCGACUGCGGACAAUGGUCCGCUCCAUCCUAGUCACUGAGACGUUUAAAGCCGCCACCAGAGCUCGGAUGGGAUCAGGUGAUGAUAACGCUGCGCUGACACUUAUGAGCACCGAUAUGGAACGCAUCCGAAUGGGACUUCGCUUCGUGCACGAGACAUGGGCGAGCUUGAUUCAGGCUGGUCUCGCCGCCUGGCUGCUCUAUCGGCAACUUGGGGUCGUGUUCGUUGCUCCUGUAGGCGUGGUGGUAGUCUGCUUUGUUGGAUUAGGAAUUCUAAUCAACUUCACUGGGGACUCACAGCGGUCUUGGAUGUCUGGGGUCCAGAAGCGAGUCGGGCUUACAGCCACCGUCAUUGCCAGCAUGAAAUCACUCAAGGUAUCCGGCCUUGCUGGUCCCGUGACGGAGUAUGUGCAGCAGCUGCGUGUCGAUGAACUCGCCGCUGGUGCCCGAUACCGCAGGAUCAUGAUCAUCGCCGCUGUCUUUGCAUUUAUGCCGCAGUUGAUCAGCCCUCCGUUAACCUUCGCGUUUGCCCAAAAGACGCUGAAUGCCUCGACCAUGUUCACCGGUCUUUCAUUCCUGACUUUGUUGACUCAGCCGCUGUCCCAGCUCUUCCAGUCCGUCCCAGAGCUGGUUUCAGGCUUGGCCUGCUUGGGUCGGAUUCAGGCAUUUUUGGAAUUGGAGCCUCGUCGGGACUACCGGCAGCCCCUGGUAGAAGCCCAGAGUGGCGGCUUGGAGAAAACUUCCAAUUAUAUCGCCAUCCGAGCCGCGAGCUUUGGAUGGAAACCAGACAAGUUUGUCCUGAAUAAUAUCCAUACUAAAAUUCCCACAUCGUCCCUCACGAUGGUUGUCGGUCCAGUUGGCUCAGGAAAAUCCACAUUCUGCAAGGCCCUUCUAGGUGAGAUGCCCUUCAGCCAAGGUAGCAUCGCGAUGCAAACUUCCCCACGCCACGUCGGCUUCUGUGAACAAACAGCUUUUCUGUGGAACGGUACAAUCCGAGAGAACAUCAUCGGAUUUGCCCCUUUUGACCGCGAGCGGUAUGACCAAGUCAUUGAAGCCACUUCCCUGCGCUUCGACCUUGCUACCCUGUCCCAGGGGGACCAGACGAACAUCGGGUCGGAUGGUGUAGCAUUGUCGGGCGGGCAGAAACAGCGUCUGUCUCUUGCGCGAGCACUAUACCUUCCUUCCAACCUUUUGGUCUUGGAUGAUGUGUUUAGCGGCCUGGACGCUGAUACUGAGGAAAAAGUCUUUCAACAGGUCUUUGGAUCAGAUGGUCUCCUGCGACAACGGGGAUCAACGGUGGUUCUGUGCACCCAUAGUGUUCGGCAUCUCCCAAGCGCGGACUACAUCAUCGUCCUCGGAAACGGCAGCGUUGAAGAGCAAGGCACCUUCAUUGAGUUGUCCACCCGUCCGGGUUAUGUUCGGCGUUUGAAGGUGGGACUAAAGCAAGAGGGCGAGGAUAAUAAUAUCGCUGACGAUGAGCCUGGUCCUGAUCCGUAUCAGGAACAUAAAGACCAGGCGGAGGCUGACAAGAAACUCCAACAUGAGAUCACUGUCAACAGCACGCAAUCAUCCACCCCAAUUACCCCAGUUGUGGCCGCCGCGCGGCAGGUAGGUGACGCCACCGUCUAUAAGCUAUAUCUCAAAAGCAUGGGAUGGUUUGUGGCGGCUUGUAGUCUUUUCUUUGCGGCCCUGUGGGGUCUGUUCACCAAUUAUCCAACGAUCUGGCUCACAUACUGGGGUGACGCGACCGACUCCGUCCAUCCUGCGCACCCCCACUCCUACUAUGCGGGCAUCUAUGCCCUCCUGCAGGUCUGCGCCAUCCUCGCCCUCCUCCUCCUAGGGGUAACGCUCUUCAUUAUCUCGGUAAAUAAAGCCGGCGCCAAUCUCCACCAGCAAGCCUUGCGUACCCUGAUUCGUGCCCCGCUCACCUUCUUCACUAAUACCGACACCGGAGUGGUCACGAAUCUCUUCUCUCAGGAUCUCAACCUCAUCGACACCGAACUCCCCGAGGCGACCCUCAACACCCUCUUUUGCGUAUUCCAGUCGAUUGGCCAAGCCGCCGUGAUGCUUACCUCGUCCGUCUACCUAGCCAUCAGCUACCCGAUCCUGGGCGCCUUGCUCUACUUCGUGCAGAAAUACUACCUCCGUACGUCGCGGCAGCUACGAUUGCUCGACCUGGAGGCCAAGAGCCCGCUGUACACGCAUUUUCUUGACACUCUCAAAGGAAUUGCCACGCUGCGCGCCUUCGGAUUCGUCUCGGAGGACAUCCACAAGAACGCCCGUCUAGUGGACUCCAGCCAGCGCGCGGCGUAUCUCCUUCUUAUGAUCCAGGAGUGGCUGAAUCUGGUGCUUAACCUUGUUGUGAUGGUCAUCGCGGCGGCCCUGACCACGCUGGCCGUCCGGCUACAUUCCAACUCGGCCUUCGCCGGUGCAUCCAUGUACUCGCUCAUGACCUUCGGCGAGAGCCUAUCCGGGAUCGUGAUUUAUUACACCCGACUCGAAACCUCCAUCGGCGCGAUCGCGCGACUGAAGACCUUCAACGAGACCGUCAAGCCAGAGGACCGUGACGGUCCCGGAGAGGAGGACAUCGUCCCAGACACAAACUGGCCGGAUCGCGGGCUGGUCGAGUUGCGCGGUGUAUCCGCCCAGUACAAAUCCACCACCCAUAGCGUGUCUGAAUCUGACUCUGAGUCCAACUCCAACUGCAUGGCAACAACUUCUGGUGCCACCACUACUGAGCCACAAACCUUAGCCUUGAGGAACAUCACUUUAACCAUCUCCCCAGGGGAAAAGGUCGCCAUUUGCGGCCGCACCGGCAGCGGCAAGUCCAGCUUCCUCGCUCUCCUGUUGAAAUUACUCGAUCCACUUCCCUCUCCUCCAAUCGACCAUGAGAGCAGCAGUCUCAAUGAUGACCAAGGUCGUCAGAGCGCUCCGGUCUUGAUCGACGAACUCCCACUGCACCGCAUCCACCGCGCGACUCUCCGCCAACGCCUCAUCGCCGUCCCCCAGGACCCCGUUUUCCUGCCCGACGGCUCCUCCUUCCUGGCGAAUCUCGACCCAACCAACACUGCAACCCCGGCGGAAUGUCAGCAAGUUCUAGAAGCGGUCCGGCUGUGGGAAUUCGUGCAAGAACGGGCAGAGGGGCUGCUCGCGCCGGUCACGGCCGGGACUUGGAGCGCUGGGCAGAGGCAGCUCUUCUCGCUGGGACGGGCAGUCCUCCGAGCUAAGAUUCGCCAGCGUGCACAGUCUUUAUCCUUCCCCAACGAUGCGGGAUCCAACAAUGCAGCGCAAGGGGGGGGAAUACUCCUCCUCGAUGAGGUAAGCUCCAGCGUGGACCGCGAGACUGAGCAGAUUAUGCAGGAGAUCAUUCGGGCAGAGUUUCGGGCGUACACCAUCAUCGCGGUCAGCCAUCGGCUCGAGAUGAUCAUGGACUUUGAUCGGGUAGUGGUAAUGGACCGCGGGGAGGUCGUUGAGGUAGGGAAUCCGGUAGCCCUAAAAGAGGCGUCUGGUACGAGAUUCGGGGAAUUGGUGGCCGCCGCUGGGGCGUAG